Messenger RNA from Cannabis sativa, 2255 nucleotides. RefSeq names its product putative FBD-associated F-box protein At1g61330. The record is from RefSeq and is a predicted model, not a curated record. Bases 288 to 1880 code for a protein of 530 amino acids. The transcript is spliced from 3 exons. Lineage: Eukaryota; Viridiplantae; Streptophyta; Magnoliopsida; Rosales; Cannabaceae. Gene Ontology annotation, molecular function: protein binding.
GAACCCAACAAAUAAAAAAAAUAUAUAAUAAUAAAUGAAGAAUUUAAUACAUAAAUAUCAUGUAACUCCCCUAAACACUCUCCGGCCUCUACUAAUUAAUAUAAAACCCACUGUUUCACUCAGUACAAUGCACCUUCACUCAUAUCUUCUUCUUCUUCUUCUUCUUCUUUCUUUUGUGUACCCUUAAGCCUCCAUUAUUGUUCUUUUCAAUAUUUCAUGCAUAACCAGUACUGCUAGUAUACACUCUUAGCAAAAAAUCCCAGUUUCUUUUGUCAAAAAAAAAAAAAAUGGCUCCAAUUACUCGCAGCCGUGCCCGAAAAAGCCUAACCCAAGCCUCUCUUCUUGUCCAGAAACCUAAUAAUAAGGAGAAUCAUAAUAAGAUCAUCACAGGGAAGAGGGCUGUUGGUGUUGGUGUUCCUCAUGUUGAAAAUAACCGUCGAAUAAUUAGGAAAUCCUCAUCACUUAUCCCAAGCUAUGGUGGUAAUGUAGGUGACGAUGUUCUCGCACACAUCUUCACCUAUUUGCCAACCAGAAUACUGGUUCAACUCAGCGUUAUGUCCAAACGGUUCAAGAACACGUGGCGUUACUGUCGAAACCUCCUGUUUGGCAACGAGUUCUACAGAAAACUCCACAACCGAACCGAGUUCAUCGAUGUCGUCACCCGCAUUAUGGACAAUCACAUUGGCGAAAACAUCGAUACCUUGCAAAUCUUAAUGGACCCAACCGAUAAAGAACACAGACUCACUCAUUGGAUCAAGAUUGCUCUCAAUAAAGGUGUCAAAGUUCUAGAUCUCGACUGCGACUUAUCGCUCAACAUAUUCAAGUUCCAUCACUCGUUGUUGGAUUCCGAAACCCUAAGGGUUUUGAAGCUCAAAUACUGCAAAUUCAGUCUCCCAUCUCGGCUUCGUUUGAGAUCAGCUGCAGGUUUGGGAUUCAUAACCACUUUGGUGCUGAGAAAGGUUGUGUUUUGCGAGUUCACAGUGUACAGGAUCAUGAAACACUGUGUGAAUCUGGAGAGUCUGGACAUGACUGACUGUUCUGGGCCUAGUGUCAUAAGGAUAAUGACCCAUGACGACAACUUCAAGUUUAAGAGCUUGAAAGUUGGGAAUUCUAUGGAUAUGUUCUAUAUUGAUGUUAACUGUCCAAACCUCGAGUCACUUCACUAUUCAGGAUCAGUUCUUCAAGGUAUUCGGAUCUUGAUGAAUAAUGACCCACCCACUUCUAAGUUGAAGGACGUCAUGCUCAAUUUCUCCACUCCUAGAACAGGAAUCACUCCUUAUUACUAUGUGGAAAAGAUUCUCCAUUUAAAUCUUUAUAAUGUGUCCACGCUCACCAUAACCAGUACUGUUAUGGAGGGAGCGUGUGCUAAAAUGCGCAAUGGGAGUUUUGGGAGUCUGGACUUCUGUCUAUGGCAUUUGAAGGAACUUCAGGUGUUUAUGGACUACACUACCUUUUGCAAUGCCGUUGAUAUUGCUGACUUUGUUGGAAAAUGUCCCAGCUUACAGAAAUUAUUCCUUGAUGUUAACAAUUUCAAUUUGAUUCCGGAUCUUUACUAUGAGCUGCACCAGAAACCAUUCAUUGAAUCGUUCAGUACGAUUUUCGAAAACUUGAAGGUGAUGAAGUUGAAAGGGUUUAAAUUUCUUAACCAAGAAAUAGAUUUGGUGAGAAUGUUUCUUAAAAGGUCACCUGAAAUGGAAGAGAUGAUUCUGGUGUACCCAAAGAACAAGGACCAUAUGAAUAUGUACAUUGACCCUGGAAAUGAAGUCAUUUUCAAUCGCCUGUUUCAAGAUUGGAAAUGCUCUCCAAAAAUCCAAAUUAUUGCUCAAGAGAAUGCCAAAGACAAAACCAUCUCUCCCACUCAUGUGAGGAAAUGGUAUUGAUGAGCUUUUUGAUCCAUUCAUUGAUUAUGGACUAGUAAUAAUCGAGAUCGAGUACUAUCUAUCAGUCCUCAACCGAUCGAACCUAUCCUAUAUAUGUUUUUUUUAGAUUUUAAUUUCUGCGAAAUUUCUUUAUCUUGUUGUUUGUUUCUUGUUGUGUUUUUAUUGUGUCCAGGAAUUAGCUGAGUGUAUAUGAUGAUCAUUGUGAUGAUGAAAGUCAGUGUAUUUGGCUAAUUUCUACAAAGAACUCUUAUGUUUAGUUUUAUGUAUUGUCUUUUGUUUUAUGUAUGUUGGACUCAGUGGAUAUUUGGUUUUUCUUUAAUUUAAUCAGUUGUUAUUGAGCUUCAUUAUAUACUUUUUGUGCUAAUUGUAUAAACU